Indicator indicator is the source of this 2934-nucleotide messenger RNA. It is a transcript of the gene MARK3, whose product is annotated as microtubule affinity regulating kinase 3. Gene Ontology annotation, cellular component: plasma membrane; cytoplasm. Gene Ontology annotation, molecular function: protein serine/threonine kinase activity; ATP binding. The transcript has 19 exons. The coding region runs from base 1 to 2427 and encodes 808 amino acids. Lineage: Eukaryota; Metazoa; Chordata; Aves; Piciformes; Indicatoridae. Gene Ontology annotation, biological process: intracellular signal transduction; protein phosphorylation. The record is from RefSeq and is a predicted model, not a curated record.
AUGUCCACUCGGACUCCAUUGCCCACGGUGAACGAGCGCGACACCGAGAACCACACAUCCCAUGGAGAUGGGCGGCAGGAAGUUUCCUCUCGAACUGGGCGCUCUGGAGCUCGCUGCAGGAACUCUAUAGCUUCUUGUGCAGAUGAACAACCACAUAUUGGAAAUUACAGACUCCUCAAAACGAUUGGAAAGGGGAAUUUUGCAAAAGUCAAACUAGCAAGGCACAUCCUAACUGGCAGAGAGGUUGCCAUAAAAAUAAUUGAUAAAACACAGCUGAACCCAACUAGUCUACAAAAGCUCUUUAGAGAAGUAAGAAUAAUGAAGAUCUUAAAUCAUCCAAAUAUAGUGAAACUAUUUGAAGUCAUUGAAACUGAAAAAACUCUCUAUUUAAUAAUGGAAUAUGCAAGUGGGGGGGAAGUGUUUGAUUAUCUGGUUGCACAUGGAAGAAUGAAGGAAAAGGAGGCUAGAGCUAAAUUUAGACAGAUAGUAUCUGCAGUGCAGUAUUGCCAUCAAAAGCACAUUGUUCAUAGAGAUCUCAAGGCUGAAAACCUAUUGCUAGAUGCAGAUAUGAACAUUAAAAUAGCUGACUUUGGGUUUAGCAAUGAGUUUACAGUUGGAAAUAAACUGGACACCUUUUGUGGCAGCCCACCAUAUGCUGCUCCAGAACUCUUUCAAGGGAAGAAAUAUGAUGGACCUGAAGUAGAUGUUUGGAGUUUAGGUGUUAUUCUCUAUACUCUUGUGAGUGGAUCUCUUCCUUUUGAUGGACAGAACUUAAAGGAACUUAGAGAAAGAGUGCUAAGGGGAAAAUACAGGAUUCCUUUCUACAUGUCCACAGACUGUGAAAACCUCCUCAAACGUUUCCUGGUGCUAAACCCAACAAAAAGAGGCACUCUAGAGCAAAUUAUGAAGGACAGGUGGAUCAACGCAGGGCAUGAGGAGGAUGAACUUAAACCUUUCGUUGAACCAGAACUAGACAUCUCGGACCAGAAAAGAAUAGAUAUUAUGGUAGGAAUGGGAUAUUCUCAAGAAGAAAUUCAAGAAUCCCUCAGUAAAAUGAAGUAUGAUGAAAUCACAGCUACGUAUUUACUGCUAGGAAGAAAGUCAUCAGAGUUGGAUGCAAGUGAUUCAAGCUCCAGCAGCAAUCUUUCACUUGCCAAAGUUAGGCCAAGUAGUGAUCUUAAUAAUAGCACUGGACAAUCUCCUCAUCACAAAGUUCAGAGAAGCAUAUCUUCUAGCCAGAAACAGCGGCGGUACAGUGAUCACGCUGGACCAUCCAUCCCCUCAGUAGUGGCAUAUCCCAAAAGAAGCCAGACUAGUACUACAGAGAGUGACCUCAAAGAAGAAGGAAUUCAGGCAAGAAAAUCCAGCAGCAGUGCUGUUGCAGGAAGAGGAAUUGCACCAGCUAGUCCGAUGCUUGGAAAUGCCAGCAAUCCAAAUAAGGCUGAUAUUCCUGAACGUAAGAAAAGUUCAGCUGUUCCUAGUAAUAAUACUGCCCCUGGAGCAAUGACACGGCGCAACACAUAUGUUUGUAGUGAAAGAACCACUGCUGAUAGGCAUUCAGUGAUACAAAAUGGCAAGGAGAACAGCCUGACAGAAAUGUUCGCUUACGCAGCUAGCCCUGCUUCAGUUUGUACUACAUCCUUCUCCAGUGUUCGGCUGCGACAUCAGAAGUCGAUGUCCAUGUCAGCCUCUGUGCACACGAAGAUGAUGUUGCCUCCAAUAGACAAUGGCGCAGAUAACUUCAGGCCUAUCACUAUUCCAGAUCAGAGAACUCCUGUUGCUUCAACUCACAGCAUUAGCAGCGCAACCACACCUGAUCGUAUUCGUUUCCCCAGAGGAACGGCCAGUCGGAGCACUUUCCACGGCCAGCUCAGAGAGCGACGUACUGCUACCUACAACGGGCCGCCAGCCUCCCCCAGUCUGUCCCAUGAAGCAACACCACUCUCUCAGACUCGAACCAGGGGUUCCACUAACCUGUUUAGUAAACUGACUUCAAAAUUAACAAGAAGAAACAUGUCAUUCAGGUUUAUCAAAAGGCUCCCGACUGAAUAUGAGAGGAACGGGAGAUUUGAGGGCUCAAGCCGCAAUGUAGCUGUGGAUCAGAAGGAUGAGAACAAGGAAGCCAAGCCUCGGUCGCUGCGUUUUACCUGGAGCAUGAAAACCACCAGCUCCAUGGAUCCCAAUGACAUGAUGAGGGAAAUACGGAAGGUCUUGGAUGCCAAUAAUUGUGACUAUGAACAAAGAGAGCGUUUCUUGCUUUUCUGUGUCCAUGGAGAUGGGCACGCAGAAAACCUUGUACAGUGGGAGAUGGAGGUGUGUAAACUGCCAAGACUGUCCCUGAAUGGAGUUCGCUUUAAGCGGAUAUCGGGAACAUCCAUAGCUUUUAAAAACAUUGCUUCCAAAAUUGCCAAUGAGUUAAAGCUGUAACAAGAGAAAUAGUUAAGUUGUAAAUUAGUUAGCAAUUUCAAGUGGUUUUGAGAAUUCCGAUGGAAAUGUAUAGAAUAACAUUUAGGCAAUAACUUCUGCAUCCUUCUGAAUAGUGAUAUUAAAGAGAAAAAAAAAAGCUGCUGAGCUGGGAGGGAGAGUUGGACUUUUUUAUAAGUGCACUACAGCAUUAAAGUUGCCUACUAUGUAAAAUACUACCCCUUCUGCUUUAUUUCCAUUGCUCCUAAGUCUUUGACAACAAACCGAAACACAGAAUAUAUUCAUUUAAAUAUGCCUCCUGUUUGUGUGGACGUGUGAAUGUACAGUAUGUGUGUAUCAUAUAUAAAGUAUUAUAUGUAAACAAUUCAUUUACAACAUCAAGCUGUACCAGUACCUCCUUUGGGGCUAAUUUUGGUGCUAAAAAUUGAAAUGGCCAAGGAGGAAACACUUAACUUAAUAUUUAAAAUAACUGAAGUGAUAACCAGGAAUUGCAGGUUUACAGUUCACUGC